AAUUAAUUAACAUUUCGCAGACGGUGCUCCAUCAUCAUCAUCACCACCAACAUCAACAUCCCCUGUUCAGAGCUAAACCAGGUUUCUCUAAUCUCUCAUUCUCAUUGCAUGCAUGCGCUUCUUCAUUCCCUCUUCCAACCUCAUCUAAUCAUGGUUUCAGCAUAACAUGUCUCAUUCUCAUAACCAAAUGGAACAACCUAACCAACAUGAAACAACAUUAGCACGAUUAGAACAACCUAAACCCAAAAACCUAAAAACUGAUACACCUAAUGAUGAUCAAUGUUUUCUACUUUACUUCAUUAUGGGAACAUACUUUGGUCCUCAUAUCAAUGGUGACAAAAAAUCAGUCUUACAAAGAGUUGCUGAAGGAUUACCUUCAUAUACACGUGAUCAAUUAGCAACUUCUUUUAUCAAAGUAGCUGAAUUAGAACGUAUUUAUUAUUAUAUACUUAGGAAUGUUGAUAAAUCGUUAACAGUAAAGUUACCCUUUUUGCGUCGGUUUAUUCAAGGGCUAGAAGGUUCAAACUCCGUAUGCAAUUAUCCUCAAUUUACUGAUUUGUUCCCUCUUGAGUUACACCCUCAAUCUAGGUUCAAAAGUAGUUAUAAAAUCAUUGAGAGUAUUGUGUUUAUUGAUAAUCCCGAAACGUGUUUCUUUAAUCGAGAGGAUGUUGAAAGGUUUAAGAGAUUGAGUGGAUUGGAGGAUUUUCUUGUGGACAAAGAUGUUGCUAGAUUGUAUAAUUGUUUCGAUGGUAGUGGUUUGCGUAAUAAUAAAUCGGUUGGGAAGGGGAAGGUUAUGUCGUUGCCUGAGAAUAAGUGUGGUAGGAAUACUGGUUCUCGGAAAGUGAAUGAAAGUGAUGAUUUUUCUGAGAUUAGGCAUCAACUGCCACGUGCCGCCUGUGCUGUGACGCCUAUUAGCACUGUUCCGUUUAAUGAGGGUAUGGCUCUUGAAAGUGAAGGUGAUGAUUCUGUGAAAGUUUGUGGUCCGGCUGUGUUAUUCCUUCCUUCUCGUCCUACUAAGAAGGAAUGGUCUAAUGUUGUGGCUGCUACCAAGAAGGGUUUUGGAUUGACUGGAAGUGCGGCUAUGGGGCGUGUUGGACCCAUCAUGGGACUUGUGGAUAUUGGAGAGUGUGAAGACUCGUACCUAUUUCGCAUAUCUCUCCCUGGAGUGAAGAGGGAUGAAAAGGAAUUCAGCUGCGAGGUUGACACCAAUGGAAAAGUUUUGAUAAACGGAGUAACCACAACAGGAGAGAAGACAGUAUCAAAGUACUCUCAGGUGUUUCAAAUGCAAACUCAAAACCUUUGCCCACCGGGCCAUUUCUCCGUCACAUUUCAGCUGCCGGGCCCUGUUGAUCCGCAUCAAUUUUCAGGUAAUUUUGGCACGGAUGGGAUUCUUGAAGGAAUGGUCAUGAAAGGGAAACCUAGGUGAUGACGAAGUUCAGUCAGAUCAUCAUCCUUCUAUUAGUUCCACGCAGUACUAAGUUAAUGCAGAAUGUUAAGAGAUGUGGUUUUGAGUAUCAGUAUCCUGUAUAGUGUCUAUCUUAAUGCUAUUUAUUUUGUGACGCAUGCGAUAUACCCCCUCCGUCCCAAAAUAUAAGAGAAAAUUGGUCAAAGAAAGUUGAUGUAUUUGGUUAAGAAUUUGGACUAAUACAUCAAUUUUGUUUGACUAAUUUUCCCUUAUAUUUUGGGACGGAGGGAGUACAUGCUAAGAUGCUCUCUGACAUUCUCUUCAUGUAGUAUUCAUGACAUGACUAAUUACUCCAAUUUUGUGGACAUGUAAAAGUGCUUUGCUGAUGAAUAUAGUAAAUUAUUUUGAGAGGAAUGAUUUGAAGUC
This is a messenger RNA of Trifolium pratense (red clover), 1831 nucleotides long. Its product is annotated as increased DNA methylation 2-like. The transcript has 3 exons. The record is from RefSeq and is a predicted model, not a curated record. Gene Ontology annotation, cellular component: nucleus. Bases 167 to 1426 code for a protein of 419 amino acids. Lineage: Eukaryota; Viridiplantae; Streptophyta; Magnoliopsida; Fabales; Fabaceae.